GAAAGUUGAAAAAAAAAGGUUAAAAUAAAGUGAAAAAUCCAGCAAAUGCUUUCAAUAAAGACUUAAUGAACAUUUUACCACCAAGCCUUGCUCUGCUUUUCGAUUCUUUAAAGGCCUUCCGACAAAGCCUAUCGCUACACUAUUAGAAGAUUUUAUAUUUAAUCUACAAAGCGAAAUGUCUCUGGCUGCAGGCGUAUUACUAAAGCAUCAAACUCCUUUGCAGCAACUACUGGAAGAUAUUAAUUUUCAGCGUAAUAAAGAAAUGAGACAAUUGCUUAAAGAUGACAGUGGUUUUGUUGUCCUACAAGGCACUACUUAUUGGACGGAUCUGUUUGUUAGACAUUUUCUAUUUCAAUCUGAACCAGUGCAUAGUAUCGAUUCAGAUGAUUUAUUGUUUUUUGUUCGCAAGAAACAUGUUAAGAGUUCUUCUCGCCAUAUGCCAAAAUAUGAGACUGAAGUGGAUGUUUUUCGGAAAGAUUCACGCAAGUUGCCAAUAGGGGAUCCCGAUGUUGAUUGGGAAGAAACUGUUUACCUCAAUAUGGUCAUACAUCAGUUUGAUUAUACGCUAACUUUGGCAAUAUGCACUCGUACCUCACCCAAGGAAUUGCAAGUUUUACGUCGUCAUUCUCAGCGCGUCUAUGCGAGUCCAAGCAGACGAAAAAUGGAUACUAAAGGUGAAGGCGAAGAGAUAACUUAUCCGCACAUUUGCUUUAUGGUGGACAAUUUUGAUGAGGUUUUUAGUGACAUUUUGGUGCGAGACGGCGAAAUGGUUUGCGUAGAAUUAGUCGCUAACGAUAAAGACGGCGCUGUUCAGGGUGUCAUUUUUUUGGGUUCCAUACGUUAUGAUGCCUUAAAGAAAGUUUACGACGCUAGGCAAUCUAGUUUAAGCACGAAAGUAGCACAGCGUAUGUCUUUCGGUCUAUUUAGCAGUGGCGCGGGCGUGCAGACACGCUGUGAAUUUGUGCGUAUGAAAGGCCCCCAAGGGAAGGGGCAUGCCGAAAUGGCCGUAACUAAACCCAAAGGAUCAGGCGUAGAAACUCCCACCAGCGAGCCAGGGUUUUGUGCCACUGACAUGUGGGAUGAUUGGGAAGAGGAUAAUGGUGAUUAUUGCUCAUACGGCCAUCAACGUCGCCUUAGUGAUCCUAGUGCUAAUUUAAAUAAUUUUUCACGAUACGCUUGGCGCACAAAAAGCGGUGGUGAUGCGAUCGGGGCUAGUGGUUCGGCGGGUGUCAAAGCACGCUCCGAAAACGAGGGGUUAGAUUCACUAGCUAAUGAAGUCUCCGAAAUAGAAGCAGGCGAUUUGAGAGACGAUCUACGUCCUGCUUUCUCGGCAUCAAAGGAACAACUCCAUAAUCACUCUAAUUGGAAGAGUACGAUCAGGUCUGAAAGUGAAAGUGAACAUAACGCGAAAGAGACCACCGCUGUCGGUGUGGAAACAAUCAAAUACGAGACAGAAGAUAUGACAAUUGAAGUAGUUGCAGACGCUUUAGAAGCCAAUGUUGAAGUGACAAGCGUACCUAAAAAUUCCGCAGUGACAACUAAAAAAACGGCAAAUAAAACGACCGGCUGCGCUGGUAACUGCUUCAAAACGGGGAAAAAGUGCAAAAAACGCUGGGUUUUGAGUAGUGACAUAAAUACGCCAGAAAUGUCAGAAAUCUAUUGCCCGACUUGCGAUGAUUUUGCUAAUGAGACUCCAGCAUGUCUUAAUAAAAUGCCAGAUCCGAGAAAUAAAGUUAAACCGAAGACUAUUGCAAACCUUGAAUCUGAAUUAGUGAUAAGCAAACGCGGCAGCUUAAGAUUGAAUGAAAGAAAGCCGUUUAUAAAAGAUCGCUUGAUGCGCAGUUCUUCGUUAAGUGCAGCCGAUAGAAAAAGAGGCAAGAAAAAUGAGGCUUCACCCAAUAAAAAGGAAAAACCUAAAAUUAAGGAUAAAGAUAAAGAUAAAAUUAAAGAAAAGUUAAGUAAAGCGAAUAGCUUGCUGGCCAAGGUUUCACCUAAACGCGUACGUGCCAAUCGCAAUCAAAUUCCAGAAGAUGCAGACAAAAUUAAAAAUAAUAAGGAAAUAAAUUCCCAUAAUAAUUCGAAAAAUUCGAAAAGAGUAUUAAGUCAAGACAAAUCAGUUGCCAAACAAGUUUCGGAAAGUUUAGAAAAUAAUGAAGUAACUCCCUUGCAGGAAUAUGAAAUAGCCGAUGAUGCCGUCUCGUUGAGCGGCAUUGAACUAACACAAGUUGCGGAGAGCGAAGCCAAAAUCGCAAUUCUUACCGAAACCGAUACAAAACUAAUGAUAGCCGUACGGGGUCAAGAGGAAUUACCCGUAGUAGAAGAACCCGCCGAAUCCUCUGCUUCUCAAACAGCAACGAUAACUGAGGCUAUUUCUACCAAUCGUUUGUCAACAUUUUCUCUAACCAAUAGCCCAUCAUUAUCGCAAAAUGAUAACCCGGUCCAAACAACUUGUGAAUUUGCAAAGUGUGUUCGUGUAGCUGUUAAAAAUGAUGACAACCAUCCUUUGCAACACUCACAAUGUCCAAAUGAUCCUAAUAGUGAAAAUGAUUUUGAAAUUAUUUCAUCAACAGAUGCUAAGGAAUCUGUAUAUAAAUUUAAUCUUAAAAUAGAUGAUAAUGACAAUUGUCAUACAUCACAUACGCAUCGUCUAUCGCCAGUGUCACCGUCAUCGACAUCACCGGUAAAAAUUAGCCAAUUAUCUACUGCUGAGGAAAAGCAAGGGAUUUCAUGCUCGUACUUGUCGACAACAUUGCCGCGCACAAAGCGUUCAGAUGCGAUGCUGGCUCAUUACAAUCGCGUUAUACAUUUAGUACCGAAACGUCGCACGCCAGACGGUACAAACAUCUAUUAUUGGUGUGAUGUACCAAAACAAGCUCUAAAAGAACUUGAUGAUGGUGCUUACAAUCCAUUGUGGGCCAGCCGCGGCUUCGCACAAUCCUUCCAUUUCUGGAAAGAGAAUAAGCGUCAACAAUCGUCGCCGUUAAAUGCUUUCCUUACGUAUGUUACACUGCCAUGGUGGAGCAUAGCAAAAGAUUUGUUGGAUCAUCGCGAAGCUCCUAUCCUAACAUUUUAGUUUUAAAUGAAAUAAGCAAAAAUUAGAUUUAGUAUCUUUUGGGUCAUCGAGUUCAUUACAACUGUUUGGCGAAAGCAGUCGAAAUCUCAUUUUACCCCAUUCUGAUGUUCAUGAAAUCAACUUAAAAAACAUUUUUAGCCUUGACUUGCACUGCUACAUCAAUUUCAACGAUAAAGAUAUCUUUUUAAAUCUUAAUACGCAUAAAGAUGUAAGAUCGUAAAUAAGAAGAUCGAUCUGUAGACCAGAUAAGUAGCUGAGAUGCUUAUUCUAAAAAAGUUUCUAAAAAAAAAAAAAAAAAAAAGCUGAUAAUAAGGAAAUCUACUACUCACAGACUAAUUCAAAAUCAGCGUUACUGCAGCCUAAUCUUCAUAUAAUCUAAUCAUGCCCGAGUAAAAUGCGGGGAAUAUCUAUUCUUCUGAAUCGAUUUAAGCUAUUUAAGUGACAAAUUAUUGAGAGUAGAAAUAUAAUAUACUUAAGUAAAUUCAUUUCAAGUCAGCAUACAUUUUGACAAUACCUUGUAUUUGUAAUUUCUAUCAAACCAAACAGAUAUGAGGAUCCAAUGUGCUGUUAAAGCGCGGACUAAUUAGCUAUCAUUUCAUGCAGCAUAUGAACAAGCAAAACUACUUUGGAAACUUAGUAUGUAGUUAAUAAUAGUUUUCUAAAAUGUCAUAAAAUCAUUUAAAGCGUCUUAAAAAAAGUUUACAUUAUUUGAAAAGAGAAGAGAAACAUUUGG
Molecule: messenger RNA, 3806 nt
Organism: Glossina fuscipes
Lineage: Eukaryota; Metazoa; Arthropoda; Insecta; Diptera; Glossinidae
Exons: 9
Coding region: 176-3073 (965 amino acids)
Source: RefSeq, a predicted model, not a curated record